AUGGGUCAAAAAGCUUCAACCCCUCAACCAGGGGCCAAAUUACAAGUCAUCGGUGCAGGUCUCUCUCGCACCGGUACGGCGUCCUUCAGCGCCGCCUUGAACAUUCUUCUUGACGGACCUGUCUACCAUGGUGGUACGCAGAUAACAAUGGGUCCGUCAACCGAGAUUAAAUCAUGGAUUACUAUUCUACGCGACUGGCUAUCAGGCAAAAAUCACCAGAAGGUUCUUACCAUGAUGAAAGACCGAACAGAUGGCUACGUUGCUAUAACCGACGCUCCUGGCACUCAGUUCGUGCCAGAGCUCUUGGAGAUUUAUCCCGACAGCAAGGUUAUCUGUACAGUUCGCGAUCCUGAUGCAUGGGUCAAGAGCAUGGCCCAGAUUGAGGGAUUGGCUACAUUGUGGUUUCUACGCGCUGUUCUCCUCCCACUUCCUGGAAUGCGGCACUUUGUCGAGUAUAUCUCGGUCUUGCAAGCGCAGUGGGAUAAGGUGUAUAACAAUGAGCGUGCGUUUGAUAUCAUAUGGUAUCGACACAUUGAGUGGUUGAAGGAGAUAGUGCCCGAGGAUCGUCUGGUGUUCUACGAUGUGCGGGAAGGUUGGGAGCCUCUUUGCAAAGCCUUGGGGAAGGAUAUACCUGAUGUUCCAUUCCCACGGAUCAACGACUCCAAGGCUAUUGAUCAGGUUGCGCAGUAUCAUAUUAAGCGCGGGCUAAUGAGAUGGGCGGCGGCCUUUGCGUUGGUAGGGGCUGCUACUGCUUGGUUUGUGCGCGGCUGA
Molecule: messenger RNA, 771 nt
Organism: Aspergillus tubingensis
Lineage: Eukaryota; Fungi; Ascomycota; Eurotiomycetes; Eurotiales; Aspergillaceae
Product: sulfotransferase family protein
Exons: 1
Coding region: 1-771 (256 amino acids)
Source: RefSeq, a predicted model, not a curated record